This is a messenger RNA of Danio aesculapii, 2328 nucleotides long. RefSeq names its product neurolysin (metallopeptidase M3 family) (gene nln). The transcript is spliced from 13 exons. Lineage: Eukaryota; Metazoa; Chordata; Actinopteri; Cypriniformes; Danionidae. Gene Ontology annotation, cellular component: mitochondrial intermembrane space. The record is from RefSeq and is a predicted model, not a curated record. Gene Ontology annotation, biological process: proteolysis; peptide metabolic process. The coding region runs from base 87 to 2213 and encodes 708 amino acids. Gene Ontology annotation, molecular function: metalloendopeptidase activity.
UUCGGCUUGUAAAACAGUAUCGAGUCUGACGGUGAGAGUCGCAUCCUGUGUUUGCACGUUGCACGUAUGUAACUAUAAGGCAUGCCAUGUUUAUCUUCAGCUUUUCUGUGGCCGGAGCGGUUAGAAGGGUCAUUUUAUCCAGCUCAAGGCUCAAGAUGACACUUCAAAAUGGAUCAGUCAUAUCCGCCUACAGCUGCUCCAGUACAGCUGACAAGAACAACAACAACCUGCGCUGGGAUUUGACCCCAGAAGAGAUCAGACAUCGGACAGAGAAACUGAUCCAGAGGAUAAAACAAGCCUAUGACACGGUCGGGUCAGUGGAUAUUGGGAAGGUGUGCUUUGAGAACACUCUGCAGGUCAUAGCGGAUGCCAAAGCAGAUUAUGCUGCUUCUCGUCAUGUGUUGGACUUCCCCCAGUAUGUCGCUCCAUGUAAAGAAGUCAGGUUUGCGAGCACUGAGGCUGAUAAACGUCUUUCAGAUUUCGAUGUCGAAGUGAGCAUGAGGGCGGAUGUGUUUCAGAGACUUUUAGUCCUGCAGGAAAAACAGUCCGGUGAUUUACUGCCUGAGUCAGAGAGAUUCCUGGGACGACUUAUAAAAUUAGGAAAACGGAAUGGUUUACACUUGUCCGAGGACAUACAAGAUGAAAUUAAGUUAAUCUCUAAGCAAUUAAGUGAACUCUCAAUAGAUUUCAACCAAAAUCUGAAUGAAGAAAAUACAACGCUGUUGUUCUCGAAAGAAGAGCUUGUUGGUCUUGCAGAAAGCUACGUGAACGGGCUGGAGAAAACAGAAGAUGGACAGUACAAAGUUACCCUUGCGUAUCCUCACUACUUUCCCCUGAUGAAAAGAUGUCAUGUCCCUGAAACCAGGAGGAAGAUGGAGAAGGCCUUUCACAGCAGAUGCAAAGAUGUGAACACUGCUAUUCUAGAAAAGCUAAUUGAGCUGCGGGCAAGGCUAGCCAAACUACUGGGCUUCAGCAGUCAUGCCAAUUACAUGCUGGAAAUGACCAUGGCAAAAAACUCAGAGAACGUGGCCAGAUUUCUUGAUGAGUUAUACGAGAGAUUGAGGCCAGUGGGCGAGAAGGAGAGGCAUUACCUGCUGUCACUCAAAGAUGCAGACUGUGAGAGGCGGGGCUUGGACUUUGACGGACAGCUCCAUGCGUGGGACAUGCCCUACUACAUGAACCAGGUGGAGCAAGUGAAGUUUGCGGUGGACAAAGACAAACUGAUCGAGUAUUUCCCUCUGGAGGUGGUGACCAAGGGCCUGCUGGAUAUAUAUCAGGAUCUGUUGGGUCUGACGUUCCAGCAAGUGGAAAACCCUCAUGUGUGGCACGACAGCGUCAAACUCUACUCAGUACUCGACUCUCUGACUGGAAAUCAGAUUGGACAGUUUUACUUGGACUUACAUCCUAGGGAGGGAAAGUACAGCCACGCUGCAUGCUUUGGGCUCCAGCCAGGGUGUGUUGGGCCUGAUGGGGAUCGUAGGAUGCCUGUGGCCGCCAUGGUGGCCAACUUCACCAAGCCCACCAGCACCUGGCCUUCGCUUUUGCAGCACCACGAGGUGGAGACCUUCUUCCACGAGUUUGGACACGUCAUGCAUGAGCUCUGCUCCAGGAGCCGAUAUGCAGAGUUCAGUGGGACGCAGGUGGAGACGGAUUUUGUGGAGGUGCCGUCUCAGAUGCUGGAAAACUGGGUUUGGGAAAAGGAGCCUCUCAGAAAGAUGUCCCGUCACUAUAAAGACGACAGCCCGAUCCCAGAUGCUCUGUUGGGCAAACUCAUCGCAUCUAGAGUGGCCAACACAGGUCUGAUGAACCUCAGGCAAAUAGUGCUCAGUAAAGCGGACCAAACGCUCCACACUAAAGAUCGAGCGGACACUGCAGCAGAGUUUGCCAAGCUCAGCAAAGACAUCCUGGGAAUCCCUGCCACACCAGGCACAAACAUGACUGCUAGUUUCAGUCAUCUAGCUGGAGGUUAUGAUGGUCAAUACUACAGUUACCUCUGGAGUGAAGUCUACUCCAUGGACAUCUUUUUCACUCGCUUCAAAAAGGAAGGAAUCUUGAAUCCAAAGGUGGGCAGGGAAUACAGACGUGUGGUUCUGGAAGCAGGAGGUUCAGUGGAUGGCAUGGAAAUGCUGAAAACAUUCCUGGGUCGUGAACCGUGCCAGGAUGCAUUUUUUCAAUGUAAAGGACUCACACAAACAAUUACAGAACAAAACUGACACUGGACUGUAAACUGCAGGAAACAAACUUCACUCAAAAAUACACAAUAUACUUAGAUCCAGUGACAUGUAUCAUUAGUUUUCUUUCUGAAAAUUAAAUGUAAUGUGUACAGUU